Molecule: messenger RNA, 326 nt
Organism: Marasmius oreades (fairy-ring Marasmius)
Lineage: Eukaryota; Fungi; Basidiomycota; Agaricomycetes; Agaricales; Marasmiaceae
Exons: 3
Coding region: 18-305 (95 amino acids)
Source: RefSeq, a predicted model, not a curated record
GUUCACGCUUGGAAGACAUGUUCGUGACAAUACCCAUGCUUGCACCCGUACAUCCUCAUAUCCCGGUCCUCUACGGCGAAUCCACGCCUGCAGGUCGAACAACCUCAUUGGCAGCACCGGUAACAUCUCGGCACACUAUGACAUUUCCAACGGAUGUUUACCGCCUUUCUUUCCAAAGACAUGACAUAGGAAGCAGUUUGCUUGACUCGUUUUACUUUCCCUCAGCUAUGUGCUUCUACGCUCACCCACGAGACACGCCAACGUGCGACUCUGAUACCAGGAUCAUGAAGGUCCAUGUCAGUUGACAAUGAUUAAUGAUCAUCGGC